CUCAACAGUCCCACGCCCUCAAUAAUGGCAGAAACCAAAUCAGUCCGUUUCCUCAUCUUGUCAGAUACGCAUGACCUCACUCUCGAGACUGAAAGCAACAAGACUUCACUUGGGCAACCUUUCCCUGAAAUCGAGGUUCUCCUACACUGCGGUGACCUCACAGAGAUCUGCUCCCUCGAGGGACUUCGACGAGCGGUAGACUUGAUCUCCGCGAUACCUGCUGAGCUCCGAAUAUGCAUCGCGGGUAAUCACGACACGAUAUUGGACCGAAAUUUCCACUUCGCAAACGCCGGGUCACUCUCAGACCAUGAAGAAGCCUUGAAAAUCAUGGCAGACGGAGCUAUUAGAUACCUCGCCGAAGGCAGUCACAGCUUCACAUUAGCUAGCGGGGCUACCUUCAACGUUUUCGCGUCCCCCUACACACCGUCACAAUAUGGGCCCCAAUAUGGCCUUCACGCCUUCCAACAUUCUUCCGGUGAAGAUCGAUACAAUCCUUCCACGGUCACGCCAACCUACGCAAAGAACACAUCAAACCCGACAUCCACCAUCCCUGAUUUUCCUGCCAUCGACAUUGUUAUGACGCAUGGGCCUCCGAAAUACAUCCUGGACAGCACCACUGAUGGCAGGACGUCAGCGGGUUGCGAACACCUGCGACGAGCCAUUUGCCGUGCCAGACCACGCCUACAUUGCUUUGGGCAUAUACACAGUGGAUAUGGCGCCCAGAGGGUAGCUUGGAAAGACUCUGUUUCCUCAACAGAGCUCGAGGAGCUAGGAAUCGAUGACCAAUCCUCCCAAGACGAUGACAUGAUUUUAAUUCCUCGACCAGAACCCGAAGGACUGAUGAAGAACUCAGAUCGGCGCCGCGGAUACGUGAAACUGAGCCAUUCUACGAGGGAGGCGUUAGUACAUGGAAAGCAAACGCUGAUGGUGAACGCUGCGAUCAUAGAUUCCGAAUCGCAAACGCACAACGCCCCUUGGUUAGUCGAAUUGGAUCUU
This is a messenger RNA of Mytilinidion resinicola, 996 nucleotides long. RefSeq lists its product as uncharacterized. The annotation marks the transcript as partial. Gene Ontology annotation, molecular function: hydrolase activity. NCBI's taxonomy places the organism in Eukaryota, Fungi, Ascomycota, Dothideomycetes, Mytilinidiales, Mytilinidiaceae. The record is from RefSeq and is a predicted model, not a curated record. The transcript has a single exon.